Molecule: messenger RNA, 429 nt
Organism: Saprolegnia diclina VS20
Lineage: Eukaryota; Oomycota; Saprolegniomycetes; Saprolegniales; Saprolegniaceae
Exons: 2
Coding region: 1-429 (142 amino acids)
Source: RefSeq, a predicted model, not a curated record
AUGCUGCGCCGCCGGCCCGAGUACGAGUACGCCAAGGGCCUCGUCGAAGCGUACUUUGUGAUCCUCACGCGCGGCUGCGGCAACGAACGCUGCAGCAACGCCUACUGCAAGUCCAACCCAGCAGCUCUGCGCGUGACAGCGAACGAGGCGGCGGCCAAGGCCCUCGUUUUGGCUGUCGAGGCGCCGAUGGCCAUUUGCCUCACGCCGCUCCAGAUCGACAUUGGGCCCGAGACCAACGACGACGACGAGACGCCAGCGACCGAGCAUGGCGAUGCUUGUCCGUCGACGCCACGAAAGCGCUUGACCACCGCCGUGCAACUCGACACGUCCAUCAACAGCCCACAGCGCGCAUCGAAAGCCACCAAGGGCAAGUUGCUCUCGCCGCCCCGGCGGUCGAUCAACCACGCGACGGAAGAGGCCAAGCAUUAG